UUGCUCAAUAGCGGUUUCCCAAUUUCCUUGCUAUAUUAAAGCAAGUUUACUGUUUAGGAAGUAGUUUACUUCAGCCGUAACACUCGGUCCACUAAACCCCCUUAAAACAUCUGAAAUUGCGCUUAAAGUGGGCCCACCCUGUAUAUAGUUCAAAGGAAGUUUAGACCGUACAGUGUAAGAAUCUGUAAACUCAUCCAACAUUCAGGCGUCUAGUUUUUCGUUGGGUGUGGGAAUAUUUAACAAAAGCAAAGUCCUCCAGCCUUAUGGUGGUUAUCGCAAACAUGUUGAUUAAGGUGUGAUAACCUCCAUUCGAAAGGUUUCACCUCAUCGAGGCAAAUUCUUUCUUAUCGCCACCAUCAACAGCUUGACCAGCUUCCCGCAUCAGCAUAGUCCAUUUCUAAUCUGGCUCGUGGACUGAAAGUAGAGCCUCCGUGCCCAAUUAAGUCGUUUUAUUGGUGACAAUUGAAUAGACGAUACGCAAAAUUAUUAAAAAAUUUCAUCAUCAGCUCCGCGCUUCAGUUUUCAGUAAUUAAUACAUGUAGUGGAGCGAAGAGUUCGUUCAGUGCCUGCAGUUAGUAUGACUAUUUUUUCCAGUGGCACUUUGAAGUGUACCAAGAGGAACAAUAACAGUUUUCAGUAUUUGGCUGCAGUUGCAGCAAAUCUCGGGAUAAUAUGCAGCGAAAUGCACUACGGAUGGCCGUCGCCGUCGCUUCCCAUUCUGAUGAGCGGCAACUACACGUUCACUGUGACCAGCGAUGAAGGGUCCUGGUUGGUGGUGGCGCCCCUAUUUGGAGCCAUCGUGGGCGCCCUCAUCACUGGCAUGAUUGUCGACAUUCUAGGCAGAAAACGGUUGAUCAUCUUCUCAGCAGUGCCCUUCAUCGCCUCCUGGUUCUUCAUCGCUUGGGCCUCCUCCGGUCCCUUGAUGUUCGUGGCCCGAUUCAUGGCCGGCAUGACGGAUGGGCUUUCGUUCACGGCCGUGCCGAUGUAUUUGGGUGAAAUCGCCGAGGCGAAAAUCCGCGGCUUGAUCGCCUCCAUCUGUCCAGUCUCCAUUAGCUUGGGCAUUCUGCUGAUUAACGUGCUGGGCUCGUAUCUGCCCAUCGAUACCACGGCCUACGUGGCCACAGUGGUGCCGCUCCUGUUGCUCCUCACGUUCGUCUGGAUGCCCGAAAGCCCCUAUUUCUACCUGAUGAAGGGCAAUGUGGAGGAGGCGAGAAACAGCCUGCAGAGAUUCCGGGGCACGGAGGACGUGGCUGUUGAGCUGGAACGGAUCUCCGAAGCGGUGGCCCAACAGAACAAGAACAGGGGGCGGUGGCUGGAUCUGCUCACCGUCCCAACCAAUCGCAAGGCAGUGGUGAUUGCCUUUGGCCUGCGAACCGUUCAGCAGCUGAGCGGCACCACCGCCAUAGUGUUCUACUGCAAGAAGAUCUUUGAGGAGUCCUCGGAUUUCAUGUCGCCCAGUUUGGCCACGAUCAUCUACUUUGGGGUGCAGCUGGCGCUGUCGGCCAUUGCUUCCAUAGUGGUGGACUUCUCUGGCCGCAGGCCUUUGCUGAUCGUCUCCAUCAUCGGCACUGCCAUCACCCUCUUCCUCAACGGCGCCUACUUGUACAUCAAAACGCACACAGACAUCGACACCAGCCAAGUGAACUUCCUGCCUCUUUUGGCCCUGUUGGUGUUCGUGGUGGUGUUCAGCAUCGGCCUCCAAACCAUCCCGCUGCUUCUCAUGGGCGAGGUCUUCUCGACCAAUGUGAAGGCUUUCGGCCUAUGCGCGGCCGACAUCUACUACAGCAUCAUCGUCUGCAUCAUCUCCAAGCUGUUCCAUUGGUCGAACGACCGAUUCGGGAUGCAUGUGCCGUUCUUCUCGUUCGGCAUCUGUUGCCUGUUCGGGCUGCUGUUCAUCGUGUUUUGUGUGCCCGAAACCAAAGGCAAAACAUUGGAGGACAUUCAGGAGGAAUUGAAAUCGGACAAGUGGCAAUUUCGUUAGUUGUAGAUAAGUUCUAUAUUGUUGAGGCGGAUUCAUUUUUUACAAACUUCUUUU
Molecule: messenger RNA, 2035 nt
Organism: Dendroctonus ponderosae (mountain pine beetle)
Lineage: Eukaryota; Metazoa; Arthropoda; Insecta; Coleoptera; Curculionidae
Product: facilitated trehalose transporter Tret1
Exons: 2
Coding region: 578-1981 (467 amino acids)
Biological process (GO): transmembrane transport
Cellular component (GO): membrane
Molecular function (GO): transmembrane transporter activity
Source: RefSeq, a predicted model, not a curated record